Molecule: messenger RNA, 1008 nt
Organism: Paraglomus brasilianum
Lineage: Eukaryota; Fungi; Glomeromycota; Glomeromycetes; Paraglomerales; Paraglomeraceae
Source: the annotation of a GenBank genome assembly
AUGACCAAGUGGCGGAUAACACUCUCAAACAUACCCCAAACGGUAAAGUUCCUAGCCUUAUUAAAUGUAUUUACAUCCGCCCUCGGAGGAAUAAUACGCGUGCAUCGAUGGUCAUCAGAUUCCGAAUACCCUGAAUCCGACCCUUAUCUAAAUGGUAUAGCAAUAAUUCCUGGUACUGCUAUAUGGAAUUUCUGGACUUUUGUCACGGCUGGAUUUUUAGAGACGAGUUUGACUAGUUUUGUAGCGAGUACAACAACAAUGCUUGCGGCUGGAAAAUACUUUGGACGUGUUUGGGGCUCAAAAGAAUUUUUGAAAUUCGUUGCUAUUGUGAUCAUUGGCGCUAAUAUGGCGAGUUCCUUCACUUACCUUGUUGAAUAUUAUAUAACCGGAGACAUUGCUUAUCUAUAUGCAACUCAAAUAAAUGGCCAGAUUGGCCUAAUCCAGGGAUUUCUUGUUUCUUAUAAACAACUCAUUCCCGAACAUUUAUUCAAAGUAUUUUCAGGAAGCGUAGCAAUUCGAGUAAAGGUUCAAGAUGGUAUACGCGGUGAUCGGAGUGAGACUUUCUCUUUGGCAAGCUUCUUCCCCGAGAUGCUUCAACCACCAGUGAAGGUCGUAUCUUCGAUAAUAUUUAACUUUCUGGUAAUGUUGAGAUGUUGUAAACCAAUACAAAGGAAGAGACUUGGUCACGACCUUGGAGGUUAUAAUCCAAGAUUAGCGCCAGCUAUGCCUGGCAGUGCACGAGCGGAGGCUGAAAGACGAAGAGCUCUAGCACUAAAGGCUCUCGACAAGCGAUUACAGGCAACAUCGAACAAAUUACCUCGCACCAGUCGUUUUGAUUCUUCUUCAAACCUGCCGUCCUCUCCUCCUCCACCUCCCUUAUCGGUAAAUACCCCGUCGACUGCAUCGGCACCUAGACCGGGUGAAGUCUCAAAUCCGGUGUUGUUUGAUACCAAUCAAAAUGAUGGCAGCAAGAAUGCUAUUGGGAAUGCUGGAAGUAACGGAAAAUAG